CCCUGUCAGUCGCACGUUUCUUUCCCAGCCACCCGUAAUAACGGCAACCCAUGCGCCAAGAUCAAGAAAACAGUUACAGGAAGUGGGUGGGUAGGGGCCAAGGCUGUUGAGGUGCGUUUCGAGCUUGAUUGCGCCUUCCAGCGAGUCUACAUCAUGCGCAUGCUGCGCAAGUCCAGAGACUUGCUCUGGGCUGACUUUGAAUGCUUCGGUCUGGCUGUGGACGUUGAUGAGACGUUUGGCAGCAAGGGCACUCCAGACACCUGCGAACCCGGCCCCAAUGAUGACAAUCCUGCCGGACAUAUUUACCCGCUGACACAUGCACCGAUGACCGUCCCUGUCGCACCCGCUCAUUCGAACGGCGCAGCAUCUCGCUCCUCGCUAGCCUGUCUGCCGUGCCGCUCGAGACACUUGAAGUGCGACGGAAAACGACCUCAUUGCGAUAGAUGUGCUACCGCCGCGAAGGACUGCCAAUAUGCCCCAUCACACCGGGGCGGCUUGGAUCGUGUAGCGCUUGCUGAACGAAGAAAGCGCCUUGCCGUCGCAAAUAGUGUCGGCAAUAGCAGUUCCGAGUCACCAAUGAGUCUCCCAUCGCAGCAAUCAACAGAUUCACAGAUAUUCGGCCAAGACUCUCUUGCUGAGCUGAACCUUGACUUAAGUAUUUCCGAUGAUGUUAGUCUCGAAAAUCAAAUUCCUACAUCGGCUCCGCCCGCGAACUCGACUAUACGACCAGAUGAUCUCGAGAACGACACACUUAUAAAUGCAUAUUACACUAAUUUCCACAAAUUCCACCCAUUUCUCCUACCGCAGGAGCACUUUACGAGAUUUCGUCAAGAUCCUAACUGGAUAGAACGACUCAGACCACUGAUAAGCACUAUGCAUCUUGUAGGACACAUUUACGCUACCAGAAAAUGGUCUUCAGAGCUUCAAGAUGACGUCGAAAGUCGACUUUCUGAGCCAGCGCCGAGCGACCCGGUCAUUGUGCAAUGCCGGCUACUCUACUCCAUAGCCCUGUUCUGGUACAGCCACAAGACCGAGGCCAAGCGUCAAAUGGACCUUGCAGUCCGUUUAGUCCUCGACCUGCAAAUGUUCCAAAAGGAAUUCGUAGCAACUCAUGGAGCCGAGUCUCCUGUGUUGAUGGAAUGCUGGAGGCGGACGUGGUGGAUGCUGUACAUCAUCGAUGCUUACUACGCUGGGACUCUCGGGACAAUGAACUUCGCAGUCGUGGAGGUAGACUCAAGCGUAGAACUUCCCUGUACGGAGUCGGAGUACGAAUCUGGGAAUAUUCCGGAACCGCAGACUCUCGAAGAGUUCGACCUCCGCGAGUUCGCUUCGGAGGAUACGUCCUACUCUUCCUUUGCAUACCUCAUCGGCGCUGUAAAAUGCGCUGCCCUGGCAAUAUCUACGACACCGAAAUUGGUCGCCAGAGAGGACUCUAUGCGUAUGAUUGAAGAAGCAGACUCAAUCAUCGACGGCUGGUCAUUACUGCUGCCAGAAGAUCGUCGCCAUAUCAUGUCCAAGACUGGAGAGAUUGAUGAGCUCAUGUUCCAAGCUCAUCUUUUGAUUAACGUUUUUCUACUCAAGGGAAAAGAGCUCGCUGUCGCGCGAGAUCAGAUCCGGAUGACGAUCGGUUGCCUCAAGACUUUGGGGAAAGUGUGGCCCAGAACAGCAAAGAACGUACGGGAGAUCCAGACGAUUGCUCAGCAUGUACUUGGUCUCAAACCCAGGCUGAAUGGGGAGAGGACUGCCACAGAUACUGCCGGAAGUCUUGCCGUGACUGAUAAAGUCGAUGCGGGGAAUUCGAAUUCCCAGACCAGUAUGUCAAGCAGCGAGAGUGAGGUGUUCGCCUCGCUGGGUACCAUGGAUGAUGUUUGCGGCUGGUAUAACAUGGAGGGUAUUAGUUCGCAGCUUUCACAUUGGGUGCAAAGUGACAUUUAG
Colletotrichum paranaense is the source of this 1935-nucleotide messenger RNA. RefSeq lists its product as uncharacterized. The record is from RefSeq and is a predicted model, not a curated record. NCBI's taxonomy places the organism in Eukaryota, Fungi, Ascomycota, Sordariomycetes, Glomerellales, Glomerellaceae. Gene Ontology annotation, biological process: regulation of DNA-templated transcription; DNA-templated transcription. The transcript has 5 exons. Gene Ontology annotation, molecular function: DNA-binding transcription factor activity, RNA polymerase II-specific; DNA binding; zinc ion binding. The annotation marks the transcript as partial.